Penicillium maclennaniae is the source of this 1254-nucleotide messenger RNA. RefSeq names its product putative 3-ketoacyl-CoA ketothiolase (Kat1) (gene kat1). Gene Ontology annotation, biological process: phenylacetate catabolic process; fatty acid beta-oxidation. The transcript has 4 exons. NCBI's taxonomy places the organism in Eukaryota, Fungi, Ascomycota, Eurotiomycetes, Eurotiales, Aspergillaceae. The record is from RefSeq and is a predicted model, not a curated record. The coding region runs from base 1 to 1254 and encodes 417 amino acids. Gene Ontology annotation, cellular component: peroxisome. Gene Ontology annotation, molecular function: acetyl-CoA C-acyltransferase activity.
AUGGCCGCAGAUCGUCUAAGCUCUCUCUUUAACCACCUCAAGGGUUCUGGCGGUGGAGUAAACGCCAUCACCCAGAAGAACCCCGAUGAUGUCGUUAUUACCCUCUCUUUGCGUACGCCUUUGACCAAGGCGCGCAAGGGUGGUUUCAAGGACUCCGAGUUGGAUUACAUUGUCUACGCUCUGCUGAAGGAGACUCUGGCCAAGUCCAAGAUCGACCCCGCGCUGGUCGAGGAUGUCUGCCUUGGCAACGUCGGUGAAGCCAAAGCCGCUUACAUGGUGCGGGCCGCCGCCCUGGCCGCCGGCAUCCCCCACACCGCCGGUGCCUCAUCAGUGAACCGCUUCUGCUCAUCCGGCCUGAAGGCCGUGCAGGACAUUGCCAACCAGAUCUCCAUGGGCCAGAUCGAUAUCGGUAUCGCCCUCGGCGCGGAGCUCAUGUCCGCUGCUGGCGACCGUCUCGAGCGCCCCUUCAACGAGGAGGUUCUGCGCAACCAGGAGUCUGCUGACUGCAUGCAGCCUAUGGGCCAGACCUCGGAGAAUGUUGGUAACGACUUUGGGAUCUCUCGUGAGCAACAAGAUCGUUAUGCUGCCGAGUCUUUCCGUCGUGCCGAGGUUGCCCAGAAGGCCGGCUGGUUCGAUGAUGAGAUUGCUCCCAUCUCAGUCAAGGUCAAGGAUCCCAAGACUGGCGAAGUCAAGCAAAUCACCCUGACUAAGGAUGACGGUAUUCGUCCUGGUACUACUUUCGAGUCGCUGUCCAAGAUUCGUCCUGCGUUCCCUCAAUUUGGUGAUAAGUCGACUGGUGGUAACUCUAGCCAGGUUACUGAUGGCGCCGCUUCUGUUCUCCUCAUGCGCCGCUCCAAGGCCAUCGAGCUGAACCAGCCCAUUCUGGCUAAGUUCUGCGGCGCCACUGUCGCCGGUGUUCCUCCCCGCAUCAUGGGUAUUGGCCCUACUGCCGCCAUUCCCAAGCUGCUCAGCAAAUUCCAGCUCGACAAGAACGAUAUUGAUAUUUAUGAGAUCAACGAGGCCUUUGCCUCCAUGGCUGUCUACUGUGUGAACACUUUGGGUCUCGACCACGCUAAGGUCAACCCUCGUGGCGGUGCCAUUGCUCUUGGCCACCCGUUGGGAGCUACUGGUGCACGCCAAAUCGCUACGAUUUUGAGCGAGGCACGUCGGACGAAGAAGAAGAUCUUGGUUACCAGUAUGUGCAUUGGUACUGGACAGGGUAUGGCGGGAUUGUUCGUCAACGAGCAGAUUUAA